Messenger RNA from Candidula unifasciata, 265 nucleotides. The record is from the annotation of a GenBank genome assembly. Lineage: Eukaryota; Metazoa; Mollusca; Gastropoda; Stylommatophora; Geomitridae.
AUGCAAGGACUGAUGCAGCAAGACUACUAUCGUGCCUGCAGCACGUUCUCCUCGCUUCCAGGAAUGAUGUUUCCAGAUGGAGGAUAUAGUAAAACUGGAUGGACAUCACAACCCAGUUCUCAGACACAAGAUGCUGCAUUUCCAAAACUGGCCUUGUCGGGUCCACCACCAACAGUACCCAAACCUUACGGUUCAACUUUUACUACCGUGGGAAAGACCGGCCUGGAAGUUGGUUUACACAGUGCCCAGUGGAGAGCCACGCAAG